GAAAGGGGACGUAAGAAAAUGCGGAAGUAGACGUUGGAAAAGCUUGUUUUGAUCGCUAUUUUUCCUCGUUAAUAAAGUAAAAUUAGCUGAAUACGCUACUGUAUAAAAAAAAUGGCUAAACUACAAUCGUUUUUUGUGUUUUUAAAUAAACGCUUAACAGAGGCUGCUCUUGAUAUCUUCGUAACAGUCGAGAGAACGGUAUUGGAGUACCAGGAAGAGAAUGAUCGGAUGCGAAGUAUACUGCAAAAAACACCGGAGAUACGGUUGUGUAAAAUUGACUCUGUGUCGUUCUCCGUCUCUGAAGAGGAGGUUCCACCUGAGCGGCAGCAGGAGGACUCAGAAACCACACAAAUUAAAGAGGAACCAGAGGAACUCAUGAUCAGUCAAGAGGAAGAGCAGGAUCAAGGGCCCUUUGACAGCAAGGACUCCAUAUUUACUCCUCCGUGUGUGAAAAGUGAAUGUGAUCAGUGGGACCCACUUCACAAAGCCAUACUAACUGAGUAUCCCACUCUCAGUCAGUCCAAAACGUCUAAAUUACAGACAUUUCAUGUGUUUUUAAAAGAUUUUUUCACAGUGUCUGCUGCUGUGAAGAUUUUUGGGGCAGUUGAGAAAACAGUAGCGGAGUACCAGGAGGAAAAUGAGCGCCUGCGGACUCUAUUAUCUAGAAUGGAGGAGGUUCCCCCUGAGCAGCAGCCCUGUGAAAAGGAGUGGGGUCCCAUUCCAGGGCAGGAGAACCCAGAACCCACACAGAUUAAAGAUGAACAGGAGGAACUCAGGACCAAUCAGGAGGAAGAGCAGGAUCGAGGGGUGGAGCCUGAUAUCAUAGAAUUCAUAAUCCCUCCUUCCUAUGUGAAAAAUGAAUGUGAUCAGGAUGAUCCACUCUACUCUCUUCCCCAAGCCCAGACUGUGGAGAACAGAGAGAGGGAAUUUAAACCAGGGGAUCUCAAAACUUUUCACACUGUAACCCACCUAGAAUUACUGGACCUUUCCUGCGACCCCCCAGAUAAUCUAAACAAAAAGAUCUUAAAGCAGAAUAAAGAGACUCACAAAGAGAAGUCUUUUAGCUGCGAUGACUGUGGGAAACACUUCAGUCAGAAGGGGGCCCUAAAUAGGCACAUUGUGAUUCACACAGGAGAGAAACCAUUUAGUUGUGGUGACUGUGGGAAAUGCUUCAGUCGGAAAGGCUCUUUGGGAAAGCACAUACUGACUCACACAGGAGAUAAACCGUUUACCUGUAGCGACUGUGGGAAAUGCUUCAGUCGCAAGGAGCACCUAACCUUGCACAUACGUACACACACAGGAGAGAAACCAUUUAGUUGUGGUGACUGUGGGAAAAACUUCUAUCACAGACAGACCCUGAAGCAGCAUGAACUGACUCACACAGGAAAGAAGUCUUUCAGCUGUGUUGACUGUGGGAAAAGCUUCAAUAACAGACAGACACUAAAUCAGCAUAAACUUACUCACACAGGAGAGAAAUCGUUUAGUUGUGAUGACUGUGGGAAAUGUUUUAGUCAGAAGGGGACCCUGAAGUCACACACACUCACUCACACAGGAGAGAAACCAUUUAUUUGUGAAAACUGUGGGAAAAGCUUCAGUCAGAAGCAUCACUUGGAGCGACAUAUGCUAACUCACACAGGAGAGAAAGCAUUUAGCUGUGGUGACUGUAAGAAAUGCUUCAGUCGCAAGGAGCACCUAGUAUUGCAUAUGCGCACCCACACAGGAGAGAAAUCCUUCAGCUAUGGUGACUAUGGGAAAACUUCUUAGAGGAGAGAGAGAAUAAGAACAAUAAACAAAUUGAUAAGCUUAAGGGGCUCAUGGACAACCUGAUGAAAUGUAAUGAUUAGGGGUCUCAUGGACAAUCUGGGGACAUGUAAUGAUUAGGGGUCUCGUGGACAAUCUGGGGACAUGUAAUGACUAGGGACAACCUGGGGAGAGUUGAUGCAAGAACCCACACCAGAUUCCAAGAAGAAGAUCAACCAUCAUGAUUUUGGGGCAAGUUCCAAUUUUGUGAGUUAAGGAUUGGGUCAGAUAUAAAGCUGGGUAUGAACCUGUAAGGGGCUACUGGAGUAAAAUACAGUCACACACAAGGAUGAGGGGAGUUGGUCAGAAGAGGUAUAAUGAAUGUGGAAACUAACAUUUAGGAAGAUGAGGUGAUGUUGGAGUUAGUGAUGGCAAUACAAGGCUUCAUUUCCAUUCUUCUAGCAGCAGGAUAUUAUGCUAGCAGCGCUAACUCAGGUUUUCUUUUUCAAAAUAAAAGCCGUCA
This is a messenger RNA of Esox lucius (northern pike), 2263 nucleotides long. RefSeq names its product oocyte zinc finger protein XlCOF6-like. NCBI's taxonomy places the organism in Eukaryota, Metazoa, Chordata, Actinopteri, Esociformes, Esocidae. The transcript has 3 exons. Bases 112 to 1764 code for a protein of 550 amino acids. The record is from RefSeq and is a predicted model, not a curated record. Gene Ontology annotation, biological process: regulation of cytokine production; negative regulation of transcription by RNA polymerase II; regulation of immune system process.